AUGAUCGCACAUGAUGAGAGGCAAAAGUCUAUUAAGCCGAGUUCCAAGAUCGACAAUGUGGCUUUUCAGACUUCAGCUCCAUCUGGUUCUUCUUAUGAUACUCAAUUUGAGAACACGGCAUUUGCAGCUCAACACCACAACAAUUUCAAGUCGAAGCAACGUCCUCUUUGCACCUAUUGUGGUCUACUUGGUCACAUUGUUCAGAAAUGCUACAAGCUUCAUGGCUAUCCUCCUGGACACAAGCUCCAUGGCCAAGAAUCUUCGCAGCAGAAUAUGCCUCGUGGUCAGAACAAUUACGCACCAAAGAACAAUUCUCAGACUCAAUCUCGGUCUACUCAGUCAAAUCUGCAACAGAGAAGCAGCCGUCUGUUCAUCACGUUUUUCGAGGCAGAGAAGGAGAAAGGCGAUUUUGAGAGUUCCUGGAAAAUCCGAUUUUACUGUUCAUCGGGUACUGUUCAUCGGUAUGUUCAUCGGUACUGUUCACGGUUACUGUUCACGGUACUGUUCAUCGGUACUGUUCAUCCGCGAUUCGGCACUGUUCAUCGUCUUUCCUUUUUCCUUCAGUUUCAAUCCAUUGUCAAGGAGUCUACUCAGGGCUUGAUGAUUGGUAGAGGCACUCUCAUUCAAAAUCUGUAUAUCUUACAGCCCUCUACCAGCUCAAACUUCUGUGGAUCCUUGCUAGUAGAUGGAGCUCUUUGGCACCAACGCCUUGGACAUCCAUCUUUUGCCAAGUUACAACAUAUUUCCGAUCAUAUCAUUGAUGCUCCUCCAUCUGACUUGUUACCUGCUUUGUCUCAUGAUUCUGUGCCAUUACCUGAUGCAUCUCCUCAUACUCAUUCAUCUGCAUCACACUCUAAUGCCACACCUAUAUCACUUGAGACUGUUUCACGAGGUACAGGUCAGAGUCGUCUGCUCAAUGUAAGACCAAAGCGAACAGCACGAGCUCCCGGUUACUUAUCUGAGUAUCAUUGCGCUCAAAUCUCCUCUUCUUCUUCUGAGAUUCCUUCCACCACAGUUUAUCCUCUCUCUUCUGUUUUUGCCUACUCAGCCCUUAAACCAAUUUCAGACCUAUGUUCUCUCAUAUUCCCUUGA
This is a messenger RNA of Microthlaspi erraticum, 1092 nucleotides long. Lineage: Eukaryota; Viridiplantae; Streptophyta; Magnoliopsida; Brassicales; Brassicaceae. The record is from the annotation of a GenBank genome assembly.